AUGAUCCAAAUUCGACCAGCGACAAAGAGCGAAAUCCCGACAAUCUCCAAUAUUGCCGCCACAGCUUUCUGGAACCAUCCUGAUGUAGUACGGUACUAUCCCAAGCGCGGAAAACAUCCCCAAGCAUUUGUUCAUGGUUACGAACGUGUGUUGGAGGAACAUCUCUACAGCUCUGGCGCCCGUUUACUGAUUGCUAUCCAUGUUCCUGAUGGUCCCACAAAUGAAAACGCCACCAAAUCAAUUGUGGGCUUUGCUGCGUGGCAGCGAUAUGGCGAUAGCGAUUGCGCCGAAGAGUGGAAGAAACGCUCCUGGAGCACACGAUUAUUCUCGGCUUUGCUGACGGUGCGGAAUUUCGCCACAAUUGACCGAUCAUAUUUGGGACCCUUGCAAAGGUGGGAGCUGCAUCGGAAAUCUACGGAGACGGAAGAAGAAAUUGGUGAUGUGCAAGUCAAGGAAACCGAGGAUCACUGGUGUCUUCAUGUUCUUGCCGUGCAACCUGAAUGGCAACAUAAGGGAGUCGGAACUGCACUCCUAGAUUGGGGCGUGAAGGAAGCCAUGCGAGAGGAAGUCCCCCUCCUGCUCUGGGCAUCAGUGGUUGUAGAAGGGUUUUAUCGCGCCCACAGAUUCACCCAUGUUAAGAAAGUAUCAAGGAAUGGAGAAGAUAUUGAUUACCUGAUGGCUAAACUACCGACUAAAGUGGGUGAUACAGAUGUUGAGGGCGAAAAUGCUGUCGCUGGAGCCGAAAUCACAGAAGAUGAUAUAUCAACAAGGUGA
Messenger RNA from Exophiala spinifera, 774 nucleotides. RefSeq lists its product as uncharacterized. Bases 1 to 774 code for a protein of 257 amino acids. NCBI's taxonomy places the organism in Eukaryota, Fungi, Ascomycota, Eurotiomycetes, Chaetothyriales, Herpotrichiellaceae. The record is from RefSeq and is a predicted model, not a curated record. Gene Ontology annotation, molecular function: acyltransferase activity, transferring groups other than amino-acyl groups. The transcript has a single exon.